Molecule: messenger RNA, 516 nt
Organism: Guillardia theta CCMP2712
Lineage: Eukaryota; Cryptophyceae; Pyrenomonadales; Geminigeraceae
Exons: 2
Coding region: 1-516 (171 amino acids)
Source: RefSeq, a predicted model, not a curated record
AUGUCGUCGCUGGUGCAUGCGCGGGUGCGGUACUUCGAGGAGAGGAUGCGGGCAGGGGGAUGGGAGGAGGCGGACGAGAGCAAGGUGAAGGUGAAGGUGGACCAAGACAUCCUGAGCCCCGGCCUCGUCAGGCAGGCCAAGAGGAGACUGAGGAAGGAAGAAGCGAUCGGGGAGGAGGAGGGAGGGGAGGGAGGGCAGGAGCCGACGUGGAAGAAGAGGAAGAGUAUGGGAGGACAAGACAAGGAGAACGAGAUGGCGAGGUCAAAGAACGUGAAAGAAGUCAAAGAGAACAAGAACAGCAUGUCUGAUGAGAUCGUCUGUCAAAUCUCUUUCAGUGAGGAGCUCGAAGAGACAGCACCCGACGCGGAGAAGGAGGUGAAGGAGGAGGAGGAGCCAGAUCAGGUGCAAGAGGAAGAAAACAAAGUUGAAGCGAAAAUCAUUCCUCCCUCUGUUGUCACAUGGACUAUCCACCCGUGUCCCUUCUGUGUGAACAAACUCAAGAAAGUUCAGAGAUGA